GAGGCACAGAUUAAAUUAAAUAACUGUGGAGUGUGGAUGAGGUUUAUAAUGUCCCGUCCGAUCCGACCACGAUUUAAGACAGAUUUUGAAUUUCUAUCCACUAUUUUCCAUAGUGUAAUAGUGGCAUAGAAGUCUGAUUUAAGAUCUCCGAGUCCCGACAGUCGGACUGCAUUAUCACGGAAAACAAUUCAACAAUGCUGAAGAGCACUACAUCAGUAAACAAAAUGAACAGUUUUAAAAUCAAUAUAAAUCUACAAAAGGUCAUUUAAUAAUUUAUAAAUUACUAUAUUUUAAUUUUUACAAGACAUACCUACCUAUUUUGGAUAUUCAAUUUUGGAAGAUAAUAGAAAUCUAUUAUUAUAAUGUUUUACAAUAUUUAUAACUUAAUAAAUGAAUAAAAAAUAUCCAGAUAAACUAUUUUGUGAUUGUAAUUGAAUUUAAUAUAAAAGUUGAUUUUAAAAUGAAUCAACCUGAACAAAAUGAACGUUUUGAAUCAAUAAGAUAUCAAUUGGAUGCUCUUGGAUAUCGACAAUAUAUGCCACUCGAUUCUAUUGGUCUUGUUAGUCAGCUAAUUGGAGACUUAUUACAUACAACCAACAGUUUAAAACAGUACAAAAAUAUAGCUCAAAACACACUUGAGGUUGCUCGAAAUUUAGAAGCAAAAUCAGCACCGUAUUUACGAGAUAAUUGUUCACUUAUUCAAGAGCAUAACGAAUUGCAAUCAAAAUUAAAGAAAGAACUUGAAUAUGUUAAGAUACUUGAAAAUAAAAUUGGUAUCUUGGAAAGUGAAAAAAAAGAAUGGAAACAAGAAAAUGAAAAACUUAAUAAAAAAGUUGAACAUUUGGAAGAUGAAGCAAUUAUAAAAAAUGCAAAACUUUUAGAGUUGGGAAAUCUUUUUCUGAUACCACAACUUGAAACUAAAAGUAAAGAAUUUAAGUCGCUUAGGCCUUUAAUACAAAUUGAUCACUCAGAUAAUUAUAAAAAUGGAGAAGAAAAUAAAGAAACUAUACAUAAGGAAAAUGAUAUUUUAAAGAAAAGAGUAAAAGAAUUAUAUAGAGAAACUGUACACUUAAAAAAAAAUAUCAAGCAUACAAAAUGUCAGUCCAGUAAAUAUUCACCUAAACAACAAAGUCAAAUGAUAAAAAAUGAUGCAGAAUCUGAUACUUUUAUCGAUAUGAGAGCUGAUAACGAAGUACUUCGAAGACAAUUGGAUGAGGUAUUGGCAAAUCAUAGUGAAGCAAUGUUUCAUUUAACCAGAGUAACUGAAGAAAAAAAAUCUCUUCAACGUUCCCUUAAUGAGUAUAUCAACAACCAUUGUAAUUGUGAUAAGGACAUGAGUGUUAUAUUGGAAAACAAUACGCGUUUGUUAGAACUAAAAACAAAAAAUCAGUCUCUGGAAUCUGAAAUAUGUGAUUAUGAAAAUAAACUUAAAAAGGCUCUGAAUGAUCAAAAACAGCUUUUAGAAAAAAUAAACUUCUCCAAAAAUAUAGAAACUGAGUUAAUGUCAGAAAUAGAAAAAAUAUCUGAGGAAAAGCAUUUACAGUUACAAAAAAUAUCACAGCUUGAACAAAAUAUACAAAAAUCAAAAUCAGAAAAAAAUUACAAAACUAAGUCAUGGCAAGAAAAUAAAUGUUGUACAUGUUCCAAUGUGUCUGUAGAUGAACUCAAACGAACCUUUGAUGCAGAACGAAGAGAUUAUGAGAGAAAAUUAGAAAAAUUAAUGAAAUCUCAACUUGAUCCAUUAAGACAUGAAAAGAGGUCAAGUGAUUUAGAAAUAGCAGUGAGUAAACUACGAGCAGAACGAGAUGAAUACUUAUAUGAAAUCAACUGCUUAAAGAAACAACACAAUGCAGAAAUUUUAGAUUUUAAAAGAAAAAUAGAAGAAAUGAAAAGAGAAGUGUAUGAACGAUCAGACAGACAAAACAUUUUAAAGCUCAAAAGAGACAAAGACGAGUUAGCUGAAGAAAUAAUUGGUUUAAAAAAAGAAGUUGAAUUCUUAAAUUCUCAACUUAGGAAAACUAGAGAAUCUGUAAAAAAUAAUGAAUACAAUGAAAGGGAAUAUGUUAAACAAUUGGAAGAUGAAAAACACCAGUUAAUUGAAAAACAACGUUCACUUACUUGGGAAAGUGCCAAUAAACAACGAGAAUCAGAGAAAUAUCAUAGAGAAAUUUCUCAUUUAAAAGCAGAGUUAAAAAGACUUACUGCCAUGAUGGAUGAUCAAAAAUGUUGUCAAGAUCGUCUUGAACGGACUCUGCAAUCCACACAGUUUGCUCAAAGUGCUACUGAAGAACAAUUAGAACGUGCACAGGUUCGAAUAGAAGAAUUAAAACUCAUAAACAAUAAACUUAAUGAUCAAUUAAUUGAUGAACAACAAGAACGACAUAAAUCUCACAAUAACACAAUGGCUAUUGACCAUCAACGUGAUACUCUAACGAAUGAAUUGGAAAAAAAAACCAAGCGUAUUCUCCAUCUAGAUUCAUUAGUUACUGAUAAAGAAAAACAAAUUCAAAUGUUACAUUCAAAACUAACGGAUGCUGCUAAAAAAAUUGGUAACGCUUUAAGUUCACAAUCAGAAACUGAAAAGAUGUGUGAUAGUUUAAAACUAGAACUUUCUAAUAUUAAAGCAGAGUAUAAAUUAAUUGAAAGUAACUCUGGUAGCCAGCAAAAAGAAAAGAAGAGACUUCAAAAUGAUUUAGAUAUGGUAGUUCAAGAUAAUAAAGUCUUGCGUGCCGAAUUAGAAGCAUCUAAAAAACAAGCUGAAGAUUUAAAAAUGCAGUUACAAGUAUACGUAUUAGAAAUAAGACGAGUGGAAGAGAUACUUGAAGUGAAAGAAUCUGAAAGGGAUGAAAUAUUAGAACAAUUUAAAACAUUAAAUUGUGAGGCCACUCAGUUAGAAAGUAAUAACUACAGCCUCGAAAGUGAAGCCAAAUCUACCAAAACCCUUCUCAGAGAAAAGGAACAUAGAAUGUCUGAUUUGGAACGUAAACUUGUGGACAAAGAAGAUCUUAUAUCCAGUUAUGAAUCACAAAUAUCUAACCUGACUCAUCAAAUAGUAUCAUUAGAAUCUCAAUUGUCUUCUGGAAACGACCGCAUUUCUAAAUUGGAACAAGACUUACAGGCUUGCAGAGAAAUAUGUUCAAGUGUAGAUUCAGCUAAGUUUAAUUUGAAUGAACGUUUAGGCCAUGUUGAAAAUUUACAGCACAAAGCUGAAGAAGAACGUUUACGACUAGCAGAUGAACUAACUAUGGUGAACACACAGCUAGAAAGAGAACGGUCAAAAAUAACCACAAUAGAAGCAGUAUUGAGUGAUUCUAGGCAAGAAUGUAUGAAAUUAACCAUUUCCAAAAAUGAUUUAAAAGAAAGGCUAGAAGAUAGUGAACAAAAAUCAAAAAAUCUUGGAGAAUAUUUGGAAAGAACAAAAAACGAAUUGGUCAUGUGUCGCUCUACAAUAACAGGUUUUGAAAAAGAAAUAAGCUCAUUAAAAAGACAGCUUAAUGAUGUAAAAUUUGAAAAAGCAAAGUUAGAACAAGCUAGAAGGGAGUAUCACAGCACAACAUUAUGAUAAUACCUAUAUAACAAUAAAUAAUUUAAUUAUUUUGAUACACAAUUUACUUUUACACUUUAUAUUUUUAUUUUAAAUGUUGUAAAUGUUUAAUAGUAUAAUAUUAUUUAUUUUAUUUCUCAUUAUUAUAAGGACUGUAAACUCUAAUAAACCACACUUAAACAAAAAAAAAAAUUGUUUGAAUUU
Messenger RNA from Metopolophium dirhodum (rose-grain aphid), 3748 nucleotides. RefSeq names its product centrosomal protein of 135 kDa-like. The record is from RefSeq and is a predicted model, not a curated record. The transcript is spliced from 17 exons. Lineage: Eukaryota; Metazoa; Arthropoda; Insecta; Hemiptera; Aphididae. Bases 461 to 3562 code for a protein of 1033 amino acids.